Oncorhynchus masou masou (cherry salmon) is the source of this 4578-nucleotide messenger RNA. Its product is annotated as mitochondrial fission 1 protein-like. NCBI's taxonomy places the organism in Eukaryota, Metazoa, Chordata, Actinopteri, Salmoniformes, Salmonidae. Gene Ontology annotation, cellular component: peroxisomal membrane; mitochondrial outer membrane. Gene Ontology annotation, biological process: autophagy of mitochondrion; peroxisome fission; mitochondrial fragmentation involved in apoptotic process. Gene Ontology annotation, molecular function: protein binding. The transcript is spliced from 5 exons. The coding region runs from base 335 to 874 and encodes 179 amino acids. The record is from RefSeq and is a predicted model, not a curated record.
AAAAUGCGGGGGUGUAUUCAUUACGCUUUUUCUGUUGGUAAACGCUUCGUCUCUUAAGCGUUUUGUAACAGAAACCGUUUACUCCAAACAACUCUAUUUUAUUAUUAAACUGAAGUUGUUGUUCAGUCCUGUCUCUCCUAAAAAAAAUAAGCAACUGGAAGAAGUUGAAAGGAACCCUGCGGACUUCACAUGGAAGAAUCUAUCAUUUAUGCGCAGCUUGUGCCAAAAACUUCGGACUAUUCAGAUUGGAAAGGCAACGUGUGGAAACCAUACACAUAACAUGACUAGCUAUAACUUCAUUUUAAGAACCCACUUUGAAGAGCGUUUUGAGUAAAUGGUUUAUUUUGCUAAACUUUUGCAACAGAAUUGGCGUAAUGAAUACACCCUUUUUACUUCAUCCGGAAACAUGGAGGCUGUCGUCUGUGAUGUUGUUUCACCAGAGGAUCUCUUGAAAUUUGAGAAGAAGUAUUCUACAGAGUUGGCUAAAGGGAAUUUGACCAAAGACACAAAGUUUGAGUAUGCCUGGUGUCUGAUCAGGAGCAAUUUCCCGGAUGACAUCAAUAAGGGCAUCGUUCUGCUGGAUGAGCUGGUUCACAAGGGGACCAAGGAUGACCAGAGGGACUACUUGUUUUACCUGGCUAUUGGAAACUACAAACUGAAGGAGUAUGAGAGGGGCCUGAAAAGCAUCCGGAUCCUCCUGAAGAAUGAACCAGGGAACACGCAAGCUCUGGAUCUGGAGAAGCUCAUAGUGAAGGCCAUGAGGAAAGAUGGUUUGGUCGGCAUGGCGAUAGUUGGAGGGAUAGUUGGAGGAGUCGGCCUUGGCGUCGCUGGAUUGGCUGCACUCAUUGGGAUGGCUGCAUCAAAGAAGCUCUAAACUAUUUGGACAACCCUACCGCCAAACCCCUCCAGAUACCCAGAAUGCCUCAAUAUAACACUGGCUGAAUUGAGUAUAACACUCUCCUACCUACCUAUCUUUUCUUUCAAUAAAUAUAACAAUUAAUCCUCCCUUUCCAAACAAAUUAAAAGUGAAAUUAUAUUUUGUAAAAGGUAACAUUAAAGUAAAAUGUUGGGACACAACUGUUUUUGUUACUUUACUGAAAUAAUGUUAUCUUAACACUAUAUUAAUGAACAGAAGUUUAGCUAAUUUAUUCAUUACUAUUUGAGUUAUUGUAAGACAAGCCACCAUUGCUCUAUGCUGAAAAUCUAAUAAAUUCAGAUCUUCAUAUUAGGAAGGUUUUGAAUGCUUUUCUUCCACUUUCCCUAUUAUUGCCUCAGUAUCCAUACAGUUGAAGUCAGAAGUUUACAUACACUCAAUUAGUAUUUGGUUGCAUUGCCUUUUAAACAAUUUAACUUGGGUCAAAUAUUUUGGGUAGCCUUCCACAAGCUUCCCACAAUAAGUUGGGUGAAUUUUGUCCCAUUCCUCCUGACAGAGCUGUUGUAACCGAGUCUGUAACCGAGUCAGGUUUGUAAAGGCCUCCUUGCUCGCACGCUUUUUCAGUUCUGCCCACAAAUUUUCUAUAGGAUUGAGCUCAGGGCUUUGUCAUGGCCACUCUAAUACCUUUACUUUGUUGUCCUUAAGCAAUUUUGCCACAACUUUGGAAGUAUGCUUGGGGUCAUUGUCAAUUUGGAAGACCCAUUGGCGACCAAGCUUUAACUGAUUGUCUUGAGAUGUUUCUUCAAUAUAUUCACAUAACUUUCCUACCAUGAGGCCAUCUUUUUUGUGAAGUGCACCAGUCCCUCCUGCAGCAAAGCACCCCCACAACAUGAUGCUGCCACUCCCGUGGUUCACGGUUGGGAUGGUGUUCUUCGGCUUGCAAGCCUCCCCCUUUUUCCUCCAAAUAUAAAGAUGGUCAUUAUGGCCAGACCAGAGAACAUUUCUCCAAAAAGUACUAUCUUUGUCCCUAUGUACGUUGCAAACCGUAGUCUGGCUUUUUUAUGGCGUUUUUUUCAGCAGUGGUUUCUUCCUUGCUGAGCAGCCUUUCAGGUUAUGUUGAUAUAGGAGUAGUUUUUCUGUGGAUAUACAUACUUUUGUGCCCGUUUCCUCCAGCAUCUUCACAGGGUCCUUUGCUGUUGUUCUGGGAUUGAUUUGCACUUUUCGCACCAAAGUACGUUCAUCUCUAGGAAACAGAACACCUUCCUGAGCGGCAUGACGGCUGCAUGGUCCCGUGGUGUUUAUACUUGCAUACCUUCAUGCCUUGGUACCUUCAGGCAUUUGGAAAUUGCUCCCAAAAAUGAACCAGACUUGUGGAGGUCCACAAUUGUUUUUCUGAGGUCUUAGCUGAUUUAUUUGGAUGUUUCCAUGAUGUCAAGCAAAGAGGCACUGAGUUUGAAGGUAGGCCUUGAACUUCAUCUACAGGUACACCUCCAAUUGACUCACAUUAUGUCAAUUAGCCUAUCAGAAGCUUCUAAAGUCGUGACAUAAUUUGCUCGAAUUUUCCAAGCUGUUUAAAGGCACAGUCAACUUAGUGUAUGUACACUUAUGACCCACUGGAAUUGUGAUACAGUGUGUUAUAAGUGAAAUAAUCUGUCAACAAUUGUUGGAAAAAUUACUUGUCAUCCACAAAGUAGAUGUCCAAGUCCUACUGACUUGCCAAAACUAUAGUUUGUUUAGACAUUUGUGGAGUGGUUGAAAAUGAGUUUUAAUGACUCCAACCUAAGUGUGUUAUCUUCUGAUUUCAACUGUACAUGCUUUGAUAACUAAAUCUCUGUGUAAUAGGAAUGUUUAGAUUUGAUGAAGGAAAUGCAUACAUAAAGGAUAUUGUUAUGUGUUGAACUGUUUCAGUAAGUUUGUUGGUAUCUUGUUCUGCUUCUCAACAGUUUAUCAGAUGAAGACCCAUGCAUCUAGCCUGGACCCAGAUGUUUGUAUUGCAUAUGGUUGCUGUCAGCUAUACAUUAUGGCUACAUUGCACAAAGAGAUCUGGGAUGAGGCUACAGUGAGUGCAGUCACUUGUUGAGGUUUUGUCAUGUGCUACUGGUGUUAGGCUGUAGAUAAGGGACUUUCAGAUGGACUGUGGGGAUACCCUUACUUGUCAGUGGGUUUGUAGUUGACUAGAAGGCCGUUUUGAUGCUAGUUGAACACAUCCUUUGGAUAAAAGUUCUCGUUCUGCAGUAUUUCUUUGAUUUUGCUCAGUUUUACCAACCCGCAAGACCAGAAUGUAACUAGGUGUGAGUGCAGAGCUGCUGAUUACACUGAAAGUGACAGUCACAUUAUUGUACAAUAAAACAUAUAUUAGAUUUGAGCAAGUAUGGAAUCCGUUGGAAUGUUUGCAGUCAAGGCACUGUAGCAGUAUAACUGAGUGAUGUUUUCUUUCUGCUUAUUGAUUUUUGUUUGUUGUAGUGCCUAAUAAAAGGCAUUCUGCCAAAUAUAAAAAAAUAUAUGGGUAUUGUAAAUAAAGACAAGGUUGUAAUGAAAUUACACAACUCCCUUCAUUUUUUGGUAACAAUGAGGAUUGAAUUAAAUUAAACCCACAAUGUGGAACUAAACCAAUGCUAGAUAAAAAUAAUUUCUACCAUAACCUUUUAUUUUGAAAUUCAGGGACAUGUAUUUGACUCUCAAAACACACCAGAAUGUUCUCUGGAAGGAAGGUAUACCUUUGUUUCUGGAAUUGUGUGUUCAAAUAUGGAGGGGGUAAACAAAUGUUGGUAUAAUGGCAUAUUAUAAUUACCAAAGUCAUUUUAUUUGCACACCACAGAUAAUGACAGAAGAUCAGUGAUCGUUCAUUUUGGUGGUGGAUGAAGGGAUAAUUGUAUAGACUAGAGGCCUUGUUAGACAUUACCAACAGUGCUUUUUUAAAUUUAACCAGGCGAGUCAGUCAAGAACAAAUUCCUAUGUACAAUGAUGGCCUAGGAACAGUGGGUUAACUGCCUUGUUCAGUGGCAGAACAGCAGAUUUUUAUCUUGUCAGCUCGGGGAUUCGAUCUAGCAAACUUUUGGUGACUGGCCCAACACUCUAACCACUAGGCUACCUGCCGCCCCCAGACUUCUGGAUUCAUUUUCCAACAUCCUGAUUCCUGAUUGGAAUAAAAUGUGUAGUUUGUAGUUAAAUUGGUGCGGGGGUCAUUGUUAGGAGUCACGCAGUAAAGGGUUAAUUUGAAAUCACAUUCCAUGUCUGUGUGUGUGAGUAUGCAUGUGUUUGCCUAUCAAUCAUGUUUAUUGACUGGACCAAGGUUUAAGGCAGCAACUCCACCAAAACUCUAGGCAAUACACAAACACUGUGUCAUGCCCUGGUCUUAGUAUUUUGUGUUUUCUUUAUUUAUUUGGUCAGGCCAGGGUGUGACAUGGGUUUUCGUAUUUGGUGUGUUUUGUCUUGGUUUUUCAUAGGUAUUGGGAUUGUGGCUUAGUGGGGUUUGCUAGCAAAGUCUGAAGUGGUUCUCAAUCAGAGGCAGGUGUUUAUCGUUGUCUCUGAUUGUGAACCAUAUUUAGGCAGCCAUAUUCUUUGAGUGUGUUGUGGGUGAUUGUCCUUGUUUUGGUCUCUGUUACUUUGCACCAGUAUAGGCUGUUUCGGUUUUUGUGUUACAUUUCUUGUUUUGUAGUAUUCGUGUUGCCUUUGUUUUAUUAAAACAUGAAUCUCAAUAGCCA